This is a messenger RNA of Balaenoptera ricei (Rice's whale), 3086 nucleotides long. It is a transcript of the gene TXLNB, whose product is annotated as taxilin beta. The transcript is spliced from 10 exons. Gene Ontology annotation, molecular function: syntaxin binding. Lineage: Eukaryota; Metazoa; Chordata; Mammalia; Artiodactyla; Balaenopteridae. The record is from RefSeq and is a predicted model, not a curated record. Bases 126 to 2357 code for a protein of 743 amino acids.
UCUCCCUCGUAGGAACUCAGCCCCCGCCUGUCUCCCGCUGUUGCUGCUGCUCUGACUAGCUUGCUGCCUCUUGCCUCUUCUUUCUCUCUCUGCUUAGCGCCUUGCCUUCUGAUACCACUCCCAGGAUGGAGACCAAUCAGUCUGCACAGCUGUCGGGGGAGCCACAGUCAACACCUGUGGGGGACAGUGCAGUACUGCCCAGUCAAAAUGGCCUGGAGAAGCAAGAUGAUCAGGACUCCUCAACCCCACUCCCAGCACCGGAGGAGGAGGCAGGUGUGCAGCCUGAACGGGGAGCCCAUGAUAUCUCUGAAGAAUUGAACCGACAACUGGAAGACAUCAUUAACACGUACGGGUCUGCUGCCGGCACGGCAGGGCAAGAGGGUCCCACCACGGCCAAGGAGCAGCCUGAGAACACAGAACCACCCGACAACGAGGACAGGGGCUGCGAGGAGACCACUGAAGAGACAGAGACAGACGCUCCGGCCUCUGGAGAGCCACCCACAGCCAAAGAGCCUGUCAGCAACAAAGAGCAAAAACUGGAGAAGAAAAUCCUAAAAGGAUUAGGCAAAGAAGCCAAUCUGCUAAUGCAAAAUCUGAACAAGUUGCAAACUCCUGAGGAAAAGCUUGAUUUUUUAUUCAAGAAGUAUGCUGAAUUGCUGGAUGAGCAUCGCACUGAGCAAAGGAAGUUAAAACUCCUCCAGAAGAAACAGGCACAGAUUCAAAAAGAAAAGGACCAGUUACAAGGUGAACACAGCAAAGCUAUCCUUGCACGAAGCAAACUGGAGGGUCUGUGCCGGGAGCUACAGAGACACAACAAGACACUGAAGGAGGAAACCCUUCAGAGGGCACGUGAGGAAGAAGAGAAAAGGAAGGAGAUCACAAGUCAUUUCCAGAGCACCCUCACAGAUAUCCAGGCCCAGAUCGAGCAGCAGAGUGAGCGAAAUAUGAAGCUCUGUCAGGAGAACACUGAGCUCGCAGAGAAACUGAAAAGCAUCAUUGAUCAGUAUGAGCUCAGGGAGGAGCACCUGGACAAAAUAUUUAAACACAGAGAACUGCAGCAGAAGCUGGUGGAUGCAAAACUCGAGCAGGCGCAAGAAAUGAUGAAGGAAGCAGAGGAGCGACACAAACGUGAAAAGGAAUAUUUGCUGAACCAGGCAGCAGAGUGGAAACUUCAGGCCAAAGUGCUGAAGGAACAAGAGACAGUCCUGCAGGCUCAGCUUACUGUCUACUCUGGAAGGUUUGAAGAGUUUCAGAGCACACUGACAAAAAGCAAUGAGGUGUUUGCCACCUUCAAACAGGAAAUGGAGAAAACCACUAAGAAAAUGAAGAAGCUGGAAAAGGACACAGCCACAUGGAAAGCUCGGUUUGAGAACUGUAACAAAGCUCUGUUGGACAUGAUUGAAGAGAAAGCAUUGAGAGCUAAAGAAUAUGAGUGCUUCGUGAUGAAAAUUGGAAGGCUAGAGAACCUCUGUCGAGCUUUACAAGAGGAGAGAAACGAACUCUAUAAAAAAAUUAGAGAAACAAAAAUGCCUGAAAAGGAUGCCCAAGGUCAGCUCACCUCUGAUGACGACGAGCCAGAGUCAAAUACCUCUGUGGGUGAAGAGGCAGAGGCGGAGGAAGCCAAGGGUGUUCACAAUGCUGUGCAGAAUCUGGCCGCGGCCUUCAUGGUCAUCCAUCGUCCAGAGUCAACCCUCGAUGCGUCCAAAGAAAUCCAAACAGAAGUCAGCAGUCCUCAAGGGGGCGGCGGCACGGCCCUCAAGGGGCUGGAACAAGCCCCUCUGAGCCCAGCAUGCCAUUCAGGGAGUCCCCUGCAUCCCCCAAGUCCUCAGGCUGAGGAGGAGGGAGGCAACGAGGCAGAACCUCCCCUCAGAUCAGGGUCAGGAGCACAGGCCCAAGGCAAUGGUCCCCCUGCUGGACCACAGGCUGAUCCGCAGCCACGGAAGCCAGAGGCAGCAUUUUCCAGCCAGGCCCCGGAGCCUCCGACAGAGGCGUUUCUAUGGGAGAUGGAAGCCGACGGGCAGCCCCGGAAGCCAGAGGCAGCAUUUUCCAGCCAGGCCCCGGAGCCUCCGGCAGAGGCGUUUCUACGGGAGAUGGAAGCCGACGGGCAGCCCCGGAAGCCAGAGGUAGCAGCUUCCGGCCAGGCCCUGGAGCCUCCGGCAGAGGCAUUUCUACGGGUGAUGGAGGCCGACGGUCGUGCCCCGCCGCCGGCAGCGGGAGAGCACGUGCCAGCUGGGGAGUCUAGAUGUGAGCCCAGGAGGCAGCCCCCAGCAGCAGCAGCAGAGGGGCUCCCAGGAGGGGCCUCAGCUGGGCCCCCGCUGCCCGAAGUGGCCGACACCGAUCUGGAAGGAGCCGACUGAGCCUCCUCUGCGUUCUGAGGCUGUUCUUCCCGACUUUCCAUCGUCCUAACAGACUGUCUCCCGAAAGAGGCAUUAAGGGCUGGGGACGUCUAAUGGAAGAGACUUAUUUAGAAUCAAGACAUUUUAAAAUGUUAUGCGGAGUACCUUCAGCCUUUGCUAUUUGUUCUCAAUUUAUAACUGAUUUGGAGCUUUUCUAUUUAACACUGAUAGUAUAAUUUUCUCAAAUGGCAACAAAACAUACGAGUAGCAAAUUUAAAUUAAUUUGCCAUUAAGGUGUUACUUAAUUCAGUUUCUUAAUCAACAGUAAGAUUUGGUGUUUAAAGACUCCCAUUACAAUAUAUAAAUACUGAAAAUGUGAUGCUUUAUUUCCAUAGAGUUUAAUAAGUGCCAUAGUAAGUAAUGGAUGACCAGGUUCCAUUUAAACAUUAUAUACAUUGUGUGUGUGUGUAUAUGUAUAUGUAUGAAUAUAUACAUAUAUGUGCUUAUGCACUUAUAUACACGUGUAUAUUUUAUACACAUGUAUGCAAAUAUAUAUUACACAUACAUUUCUAUCAUCAUCUCUUUUUGACUUUCUCUCAUGCAGAAUAUUUAGAUGCUUAUCAAAAAAUUUAUCUCUUACUUGCACUUGGGACUACAGUAGACUAAUGCUCUGUGAAUUAGAAAUAGGUUCAGAACACAAAUAUUAGGCUACAUAAUGUUGAGUAAAAAAAUAAGUAACCCAAUGGUAGG